UAUUUAAAGCCAGGAAAGUGAAGGUUAAAAAAAUGAAGAAUUCGGUUCUGCAGAAAUAUUAAAAAAGUGUGAAUAAUCGGUUUUUGGUGGAUCAAUGCAACCAGCCGAGGGACUUGUAUUUUGAAACUUAGGUUUGACGUUUGUUUCGAAUUGGGGUUAGUCGCUGACUUCAUCAAAGCGGCCAACAUGGCAGGAGGCAAAAAGAAAUCUUCUUCUUCACCGUCAAGAUUUUAUAAAACACUUUCCUCUUUAUGGCAAGACAAACACUUGGUGUUGUUUAAAGCGGAAUACACGUUCUUGAUCACGACCGUGCUCUGGUUCUUGGAAAUUGGGAUAAACAUAUGGGUGAUCCAAAGAGUUGCAUAUACGGAGAUCGACUGGAAGGCAUACAUGGAUGAAGUUGAAGGAGUUAUAAACGGCACAUAUGACUACACACAGCUGCAAGGCGACACGGGGCCACUUGUGUAUCCCGCAGGCUUUGUAUAUAUAUUUACAGGGCUGUAUUAUAUUACUGACCAUGGGCAGAACAUUCGACUGGCCCAGUACCUGUUUGCUGUCUUCUACCUCAUCACUCUUCUGCUUGUUUUCCGUAUUUACCAUCGCACUAAAAAGGUUCCACCAUAUGUGUUUUUCUUCAUCUGCUGUGCUUCAUAUCGGAUCCAUUCUAUAUUUGUAUUACGUCUUUUUAACGAUCCUGUAGCCAUGAUGCUUCUUUUCGGUGCCAUCAACCUCUUUCUGGAUAGCCACUGGACUCUCGGAUGUGCUGUCUAUAGUUUAGCAGUGUCUGUGAAGAUGAAUGUUCUUCUCUUCGCACCGGGUCUGUUAUUCCUCCUCCUGUGUGAGUUUGGUCUGUGGAAAGCUCUGCCCAAACUCAUUCUAUGUGCUGUUAUCCAGCUGCUGUUGGGGCUGCCGUUUCUCCUGGUGAACCCUGUAGGUUAUGCUAGUCGGGCCUUUGACCUGGGCAGGCAGUUUCUUUUCAAGUGGACUGUGAACUGGCGUUUUCUCCCUGAGGAAGUGUUUUUGAGUCGAUACUUCCAUCUCGUCCUGCUUCUGGCUCAUAUGACCACACUUGUCCUUUUCGCUCUUAAGAGAUGGAAAAGGCCUGGAAUCAGUAUUUGGUCUAUUCUAAAGGAACCCUCUGAGAGAAAGGAAAGUCCACAGAAGCUCAAUGCUGAUCAGACGGCUCUGAUUCUGUUCACCUCUAACUUCAUCGGGAUGUGCUUCAGCAGAUCUUUACAUUAUCAGUUUUAUGUCUGGUACUUCCAUACGCUUCCAUUCCUGCUGUGGAGUGGAGGAGUCAAAAAGCUUGCUCACCUGCUCAGGGUGUUGAUUCUAGGUCUGAUAGAGCUCUCCUGGAACACUUAUCCCUCCACCACAUACAGCUCUCUCUCGCUGCACGUCUGCCAUCUCAUCAUCCUGCUCUGCUUGUGGAUUAACCCGACCCCUACUCUUCCUUCUCACCGGCCAGAAAACAAGGAUAAGAGACAGUGAACCCUGGCCUGACCCGUGGCCUCCACCCCCUGCAACGGCCCAUAAGAGCCGCUGGGUACCCGUCCACAAGAGCCUUGUACUUUGGGUGCAAACACGGUUCAUGGUCUGUGCCAUGACACUCAAGUCAGUAUGUAAAUUGAUAACGUAUGUUGUAUGUAUAUGGUAAAUAUAUGUUACGGACAGAGAGUUUACAUUGUUUCUCAGGAUUUUUUGAGCCCUAAUGCUCGGUCCAGGAGGAUGUUGGAGGCUGAAAUGUGAAUGUGUGGAUUUUAAAGAAAAGGAUGUUUUAAAAAAUGUAUUGGUUUGUAAAACUGCAUUUCAACAAUCUGAGAACUAAACUCUUAGCUCUGUUAUUGGCCAAUGAACACAUUCAGGAUUGUUUUUUAGUAUUAAGGGCCUAUGAUAGUACUUUGACAUUAAGCUUCUUUUUCAAUUACAGCUUUAUUGAUUUAAUGUCAAGAUAUUCAGGGAUCGUUUCCAUUUUUACUUUCAUAAGCUUAACAAUCUCGCCAAAAUUUUAUGUAUAGGGCACAAAGCAAUUGAGUAGGUCUGCUUUUGCAUUUCUUUAGAGUUUGAGUUUAGCUCUUGCAUUUGUUUACUGCCUUUGCUUUUUCAGUCUGUUGUGUUGUUUUUCAUUUUCUGGAGCGUAGAGUGAAAUAGAAGGAUGUAAUGCUCACAUUGUUUUUGGAGUGCGGUUUGUAUUUGCUGAGAUAAAGUGUGAUUGACUACGCUUUU
This is a messenger RNA of Triplophysa dalaica, 2226 nucleotides long. It is a transcript of the gene alg3, whose product is annotated as ALG3 alpha-1,3- mannosyltransferase. NCBI's taxonomy places the organism in Eukaryota, Metazoa, Chordata, Actinopteri, Cypriniformes, Nemacheilidae. Gene Ontology annotation, molecular function: dol-P-Man:Man(5)GlcNAc(2)-PP-Dol alpha-1,3-mannosyltransferase activity. The record is from RefSeq and is a predicted model, not a curated record. Bases 187 to 1491 code for a protein of 434 amino acids. Gene Ontology annotation, cellular component: endoplasmic reticulum. The transcript is spliced from 9 exons.